AUGACAUCCCAGAGACAAUGUCGUCGUCCAGCCAACCGCAAAGGACGUCGCUCUGCUGAAUAUCGCAAGUUUGAGAGUCCACAUCUUCUUACUCCUCGAUUGACAUGUCACAGUUCUUUGUCAAGCUCACGUUCAUUGAUUAUGAUACCGAUAACUCCGUUAAGUUUGCAGGAAUCAGAUGAAUAUGAACGUAAGUAUAGUGGAAAAUGUAACGAAGAGACCAGUAUGACGACCACUGGUGUAGCUAUUGAGACAGUUGUGAACAAAUUGGAAGAAGAAGAAGAAGUGUCUGAGAAUACCAUUGGAUCAGCUAUUGCAUUGUCUUUACCCAGUGCAAUGGCUUUGUCUUCAUCAUCUAAUGGAGAAAUAAGAUCGACAAUGACAACGACGGCUCUUGUCCAACGAGGUUAUGAGCUGCAAUGUGAGACAAAAAUCAAGAUGGAUUCUAUUGAAAGAGAUCAGGACAAGAUGACGGUUGGUAUGAAGGAGCCACUGCGUCGUAGUAGACGCAAACGCCGCACGGUGGACCUGGUGAGUUUGCCGGCGAAGUUAUCGAGCCGUAAAUCUUUGCAAAAGCGGAGAAACAUUGAACUAAAACUACCUGCGGUACGAAAAUCUAGUACUGCAGUGUCAAUGGUCGCUGAUGCACCUGUUGAGCCUGUGGUGAAGGAGCAAAAACACAAGCAGGUUGCUGCCAAACGGGUGAAGAGUGCCAGCAAGGACACAAAGACGUCCAACGGCAUGUUAUCUCCUGUUCAGGAUGAAGCGAAAAAGACGCCGAAAAAGAAACGGAGUAGUAAAGCACGCCGCUCAUUGGAACCUGCGUAUACUUUUGAGUUGCAGACCGAGUACGUCUCGAAGCUUAUUAAAGAGCUGUAUGAAGAGCAGGAGAAGGAUGAUCGAGAGAUGUACAAUAUCACAAGAGAUACGGUUGUGACCGAGACAAGCUCGUGCAUAUGGUCUCAGGAGAUUGAGGAUCUGAAUAUGGAGGAGUUUCGACGCUUGAUGACGUACGGUGAAGUAUCGGUCGAGUCAGUAGCCACCACGAUUCUACCUUUGCUGAAUCUAGAAGAAGACGAUGUGUUCUUUGACCUUGGGUGCGGUACAGGCAAAAUCUUGGUGCAAGUCGCUCUGCAGACGCCGUGCAAACGGGCAACAGGCAUUGAGCUCAUGCAAAAUCGCGUCUUGGAAGGACACAAGGCACUGAAACGGCUUCAUGACCGUGACAUCGCUAUACUGCGUGACAAGCAAAUUGAGAUCUUUCGUGGUGAUAUCUUUGUUCCUCCUGAACAAGCUCGCCUGAUGGAUGCCACAGUGGUUUUCAUUAACAACGUAAUGUUUGGUCCUGCUCUCAUGUUAAAGGUAAUGGAGCUUCUAAAAGAUAUGUCUAAACUACGGUGUGUGAUAACACUUCGAAAAAUUUGUGAACGUCAUGGAGACAUUCAGUGCACGCGUGCUGGCAACUUUUGCAUCGAGUACGUCCACCCGCCUGUUGAGGCAGAGAUCGAUGUGUCCUGGGCUCACAAGACAUCGGUGUAUCUUUACAAAAGUAUCGACUACAAGCUGUGCGAGUUAAGGCGUGAGCUGGCUAACAAUGCCCAUCAUUUAACAGCAUGGCAAAAAGAAGCAGAUGACGCAACAUAA
Messenger RNA from Peronospora belbahrii, 1644 nucleotides. The record is from the annotation of a GenBank genome assembly. Lineage: Eukaryota; Oomycota; Peronosporomycetes; Peronosporales; Peronosporaceae.